Rana temporaria (common frog) is the source of this 2464-nucleotide messenger RNA. RefSeq names its product methylmalonyl-CoA mutase (gene MMUT). The coding region runs from base 132 to 2390 and encodes 752 amino acids. Gene Ontology annotation, cellular component: mitochondrion. The record is from RefSeq and is a predicted model, not a curated record. The transcript is spliced from 13 exons. Gene Ontology annotation, molecular function: methylmalonyl-CoA mutase activity; metal ion binding; cobalamin binding. NCBI's taxonomy places the organism in Eukaryota, Metazoa, Chordata, Amphibia, Anura, Ranidae.
GUCACCGGAAGUGCCGAAUCCGAAGUGCCUACAGAACAGAGCACGCUGGGAAGUGUAGUCCAGGCUGUGUUCCUGGCUGUCCAGACCUUGCAGGACAUUGGAGCGAAGGUUUAACUGGUAGCCUCUCGAUCAUGUUGAGGGCGAAGGUGAAGCAUCUGGUGCUGGGGAACAUAAAGCCGAUCCCUGCGCCAAUCAGACUGCCGGCCUUCCUCAGACUCAGCAGCUGCCCCUCCAUAAGGAGCCAUCAAACCUUACACCCAGAAUGGGCGGCUCUAGCCAAGAAACAGCUGAAGGGGAAGGACCCAGAGAGUCUGAGGUGGCAUACACCCGAGGGCAUUGUGAUAAAGCCUCUAUACACCAAGAGAGACACGGUGGAUACACCCGAGGAGCUGCCUGGAGUAAAACCCUUCACCCGCGGUCCAUACCCUACUAUGUACACACACAGACCCUGGACUAUACGGCAGUACGCUGGCUUCAGCACAGUGGAGGAGAGCAACAAGUUCUAUAGGGACAACAUCAAAGCUGGUCAGCAGGGCUUGUCUGUUGCCUUUGAUCUGGCCACCCAUCGCGGCUAUGACUCCGACAACCCUCGAGUUCAUGGAGACGUCGGCAUGGCGGGGGUGGCGAUUGACACAGUAGAAGACACUAAGAUGCUGUUUGAUGGCAUUCCGCUGGAGAAGAUGUCUGUCUCUAUGACCAUGAAUGGUGCCGUCAUACCCAUCCUGGCCAUGUUCAUAGUCACUGGUCAGGAGCAGGGCGUUCCUCAGGAGAAUUUGACCGGAACCAUACAGAAUGACAUCCUAAAGGAGUUCAUGGUCAGGAACACAUAUAUAUUUCCUCCAGAGCCUUCCAUGCAAAUCAUUGCUGAUAUCUUCCAGUACACAUCUCAGUGCAUGCCAAAAUUCAACUCCAUCUCCAUCAGUGGGUACCACAUGCAGGAAGCCGGAGCAGAUGCCAUCUUGGAACUGGCAUAUACAGUAGCUGAUGGGUUGGAGUAUUGCAGAACUGGCCUGAAAGCUGGUCUGAGCAUUGAUGAAUUUGCACCCCGAUUAUCCUUCUUUUGGGGCAUCGGGAUGAAUUUUUAUAUGGAAAUAGCAAAGAUGAGAGCAGGAAGACGUCUGUGGGCGUAUCUGAUAGAGAAGAAUUUCCAGCCUAAAGCUCAGAAAUCCCUCUUACUGCGAGCUCACUGCCAGACCUCUGGCUGGUCCCUAACUGAACAGGAUCCUUAUAACAACGUUGUUCGCACUGUGAUUGAAGCCAUGGCGGCGGUGUUUGGAGGCACUCAAUCGCUGCACACCAACUCCUUUGACGAGGCGCUAGGAUUGCCUACCGUGAAGAGUGCCAGGAUAGCCCGGAACACCCAGAUUAUCAUCCAGGAAGAGUCUGGUAUCCCUGAAGUGGCCGAUCCCUGGGGAGGUUCCUACAUGAUGGAGUGUCUAACUGAGGACGUUUACCAAGCUGCUCUAAAGCUGAUUGAGGAGGUAGAAGAAAUGGGUGGCAUGGCCAGAGCUGUGGCCGAGGGAAUCCCCAAGCUCCGCAUUGAGGAGUGCGCAGCCCGGAGGCAGGCCAGAAUUGACUCAGCUUCUGAGGUCAUUGUCGGGGUGAAUAAGUACCAGCUGGAAAAGGAAGAGUCUGUGGAGGUCCUUGCUAUUGAUAACACGUCUGUCCGCAACCUGCAAAUUGAGAAGCUCAAAAAGGUCAAAGCCAGCAGAGACAGUGCUGCUGCGGAGCGGUGUCUAAACGCCAUAACAGAAUGUGCUUCUACAGGAAAGGGCAACCUUCUGGGGCUUGCGGUUGAUGCGGCUCGUGCAAGGUGCACUGUGGGCGAAAUUACAGACGCAAUGAAGAAGGUGUUUGGAGAACACAAAGCCAGCGAUCGGAUGGUGAGUGGAGCUUACCGCCAGGAGUUCGGAGAGAGUGAAGAAAUAUCCUUCACUUUAAAAAGGGUGCAGGGUUUUGUAGAUCGAGAAGGACGGAGACCUCGUCUACUCGUGGCAAAAAUGGGGCAGGAUGGCCAUGACAGGGGGGCAAAGGUUAUUGCCACUGGGUUUGCUGACCUGGGAUUCGACGUGGACAUUGGACCCCUUUUCCAGACUCCACGUGAGGUGGCCCAGCAGGCCGUGGAUGCGGAUGUGCACUGUGUGGGUGUGAGCACGCUGGCGGCAGGUCAUAAAACGCUCGUUCCAGAACUCAUCAAAGAGCUGAGUGCCUUAGGACGCCCGGAUAUUCUGGUUAUGUGCGGAGGAGUCAUCCCACCACAGGACUAUGACUUCCUAUUUAAUGCUGGAGUCUCCAGCGUGUUUGGACCAGGAACCCGAAUUCCCAAGGCUGCUGUCCAAGUAAUCGAUGAUAUUGAACGAAGCCUGGAAAAACGACAGCAGUCCCUUUAAAGCAAUGGCCUCUGCUCAAGAUAUGUCCAAUGACUCUACUGUGAUCAGUGGGUGGAGUCGGUGACCAGUGGGAG